UCCCCACCCCCCACCUCGUCUGCCUCCUCCCUCCCCCUCGCUAUCUCCACCCCUGCACCACCACCCCCCACGCCGGGCGAUAAAAACGUGAGGCAUCGAAGCGUCAACCCCGAGACUCCGCCCUUCGUGGAGGACCGCUUCUCCCUCUCGCCGCAUCGGCACCACCACCACCAACAAUCGCUUAUCCGGGUAUCGCUUUCCCGCACCAUCGCCACACAUCCAGCAAGCACAGCCGAUCUAUAUACUCGCCUCCGUCGUCGUUGUCAGCAGCACCAAAGCUAAAAGCACCGCCGCCGAAGUUGCCAGGGCAAUGCAGUCGCUGUGGGUGGCCGAUCGCCGCACGGCCGCUGCGGUCCUGGCGGGCACCGUGGCCCUGGCCUGUGCAGGCCAUAGACUCGUGCGUCUGCUGAGGGGCCGGGGCCCCGAGAACGUGUACGAAAGCCCGCGCCUGCUUGCCGAGUACCUGCACUUCCACUACGCGCAGGAGAGUGAGGCGCUGCCCCAUAAGGGGGGGCCCCGCGAUGCCCUCGACUUCCCCGCCAGGUGUGCCCACCUGUGCAUAGAGCAGAGCCUGGGCCCCGAGGCUGCCAUACCGAGCCGGGCCCUGGACGUGGGCUGUGCUGUGGGCCGGAGCACGUUUGAGCUGACGCGACGAUUCCAGUCGGUGCUCGGCGUGGACCUGAGCCAGGGGUUCGUGCGUGCGAGCGAGAAACUCCAGGAUGCUGGCUCCAUGCGCUACAGCGCCACUGAGGAAGGGGACCUCUGCACAGACAUGGUCGCACGCGUGCCUCCCGACAUCGACCGCAGUCGCUGCUCAUUCAUGCAAGCAGAUGCCUGCGCCCUCCCCCGCGAUCUGGGGACUUUCGGCUGCGUACUGGCGGCCAACCUGCUGUGCCGCCUGCCUGACCCAAUGGCCUUCUUGAACCGCGUGCCCGGGCUGGUGGUGCCGGGAGGAGUCCUGGUCAUCACGGCGCCGUACACCUGGCUGGAAAGCUUCACCCCAAAGUCUGCGUGGCUGGGUGGCUACACCGAUGCGUCGGGCAAACCAGUGCGUGGCGCGGAGACGCUCAAGCGGGUUCUGUCCCCAAACUUCACGCUCCUUUGGGAGGGCGACCUGCCCUUCCUGCUGCGGGAGACGGCACGCAAGCACCAGUGGACCACGGCCCACGCCACUGCUUGGAGGAGAAAGGGGUAGCGGUGCUCGCGGUCCGAAGUUAAUAAUGGGUUCUAGACUGGUGGGUGUCAUGGUGAUACUUUUUGCUGACACAAGAAGAAUAAUAAACGGUGAUACAUCGUGCAUGAAAAUUAUUGAGACUGGAAUAAUGGUCGAUUUAGAGGACAACCAAGCGGGUGAGCAAGCCCGAUUCGUGAAUUAUUGUUCGACCCUCGACAACGCUUUUUCAGAUUGAGAAGUGCGCAGUCACGCUUGGAGAGAUAUUUUCUUGGAAUUGCUGGGAGACAGAAAAAACAACAUUCGGAUUGGAGAAUAACCGCAAGUUGCUAGAAGGGAUGAUGGCCGAUGGUAAAGAAUUAUGAUGGGAGUGCCAACCAAAGGGAGGGUACACGUCUAAAAGUACGACUGCCACAAUGGAGGGAUGAGUUGUGCUUGUGUGCCAAAGCUAGAAGCCAGAUGGAUUUUUGCACCACGAGACCAUGAUGGACGAUGGUAAUGACUUGCGGGAGACCUUCAUGCAGCAGUGGAAGGUCAUGGUUGAUGAUGACCAAGUUCAGAGAAUUAACUUAUUCAUCCAGGAAUGUAAGUACAUUUAUAAACGUGCAACUCUUAUGAUCUUGGUUAUCACGAGUGCUUGGGAAGGAAAGCCAUACUAACUCGAAGUGUUUUUCACAAGGGUCCUGCAUUGAGUUUUUAUUUGAGGAUGUUUUCUUUUCAGCCAAUUGAGUAUUAAACAUGUGGAAGCCAAAGCCCCCGGAUAAAACCUCGUGCGUUGGGGGGGGGGGAGGCAACACUCUAUCCCCAUAUUUGAUGGAAACAGAUGGUGAAUAGUCCAAUUGCUUUACUGCCUUCUGGCACUUCCCCACGGAGUUUAACAACUUUUGUGCACUCCACUAACCCUUGCCUCUAAAGGGCUGGAUCACAGGUGUGCUCCACCAACUGCCCAGCUCAAGGAGGCACGCUUUUUAUUCUGAAACACUGUUUGGUAAAAUCUAAAUGCUAAACGCACGACGUUAACCAUGAAGUGGGAGAAAAUGUACGAGUGUUUAAAGUCUGAAAGCCAAGUGAAGUGGGCUUAAGCAUUUCUAUGUCAAUAUGUAGCGCCGACGAGUAUCUCCACGACCCAUUUGUUCCAACCCAUGCCGUAUCUCGCCAGGAGCACCACUGCUGCCUUAAAGCCACUCAGGUCUAAGAGUGGUGACCUUGUGGUGCUUUUAUGGAUGUUGAGCACAGGGAAACCAUCCGAUGCUUCCCCAUCCAUGGUGAGAGCUCUAUGCAAUCUUUAGCAUGGACUCCAGUUAUAAUGUAUACAGCUAAAUGUGCUAUUGUAAACUUCUCCGUAAAAGGGGACAACAAAAUAAGUUUAUGAAUAAAAUCUCAAAAAAAAAG
Molecule: messenger RNA, 2563 nt
Organism: Petromyzon marinus (sea lamprey)
Lineage: Eukaryota; Metazoa; Chordata; Hyperoartia; Petromyzontiformes; Petromyzontidae
Molecular function (GO): S-adenosylmethionine-dependent methyltransferase activity
Source: RefSeq, a predicted model, not a curated record